AUGAUAACCAGACACAGAUGGACAUAUUUGGUUGGUAUUCAGGUUAUUUUGAAACUUUUCAAGCCGUAUUGCGGUUAUAAAAUGGCAUCUCAUAUUGAAUGUCUCGUUGGGAACAAGGUGUGUUUUGUCGAUUAUUCCCCCUUUAAAAGGUUCUCAAGGCCGCGGAAGGGUGGGAUUGAGGUUAUGGCUGGCUCUUGGCUGUUUAUAACUAUCACCCCGGUUACUUCAACCAGAAACAGAUGCAGCCUUUUCCGCUCGUAUCAGCAACACAGCUCGAGCAGACAUUCGUAUGCUAGCAGCACAUUACGGAGGUCAUGCUCCUGUAACCAGCUUCCUUGCUCUAUCAAUCGUGUGCGGGCAUCAACAACAGAGCCCAAGCGCAAGGACAGUGCUCUCACUGUGGACAUAUUCAAUUUCCAGCUUUCGAGUUCUCUCAUUCCUAGUUCUCUUCGAUCAUUCUUGUUUGAUCCGUUAACUAAGAAAGCGGUAAAUGUGGAAGAGAACAUGGUGGGAAGAGACCGAGAAUGCAAUAAGGUCAAGGUUGGGGAGGAGUUGAGGAGAGCCAACUGGGUUGAAAGGAUAAUUGAACUUCAGAGGCAAUGGAGGCAGAAGCAGCUCAAGGAUGAAGAAUGCAGCAUACAGGAAGCCAGUGAAGAUUGUGAUGGAAAUGGAGCUGAGGAUUUUUGUGAAGUGGAAUACGAUGAUGAUGCAGCUGAAGACAAGGUGGAAGCAGAAUCCUUCCGGAGGUUGAUGAGCCAUGUUUCUUGGUCAGACACCGAGCUCUUCGCUAAAUUGGCUUCUCUGAGCAACUUGGCCUAUGUGAUCCCAGAGAUUAAGGCCAACGAUCAAAGGAGAUGCUAUGGCCUAGACUUUGUAACUUCUUCCUUAACAAAGAAGGCAGAAGCAGCGGCCCUAAAAAUGAAACUUGACCAGGAUUCAACUAGUGUACCCCUGGAAACAUCAGCAACUACAGAAUCAGGAACAGAGAAAAGGCAGAAUUCUAGGCAGAACCAUCUCCCUCACCCAUCAGUUGCAUAUGACAUUGCAGCUUCUGCAGCAUCUUACGUCCAAUCCCGUGCCAAAGACCUUUUAUCCAUUGGUUCUGAACCCCAGAUGGAGAUCUCUGAUGCAGUUCUGCAUGCCAAAGGAAAACACCAGAUAGAGGAAGAAGUGGGAACUCCUCCAGGAAUACACAAAUCGGAGAUGGCUGCUUACGUUGCGGCAUCAUCAAUGACAGCAGUGGUUGCAGCUGAUGAGAAGCAAAAACAGGAGGCAGCAAGGGACCUUCAAUCACUUCAUUCCUCACCUUGUGAAUGGUUUGUUUGUGAUGACUCGAGCAUCUAUACACGCUGCUUUGUCAUUCAGGGGUCAGACUCCUUGGCGUCAUGGCAGGCAAAUCUCUUCUUUGAACCAACUAAUUUUGAGGGAACAGAUGUGUUGGUUCACAGAGGAAUUUAUGAAGCUGCGAAGGGAAUAUAUGAGCAAUUCAUGCCAGAAAUUACUCAGCACCUGGAAAGAUUUGGUGAUCGAGCAAAGCUUCAAUUUACCGGCCAUUCCCUUGGUGGUAGUCUUUCCCUUCUAGUCCAUUUGAUGCUACUGACAAGGGAAGUUGUUAAACCCUUAUCUCUUCUACCAGUUGUCACUUUUGGAUCACCUUUUGUGUUCUGUGGUGGCCAGAAGGUCCUUCACAAACUGGGUUUGGAUGAAGAUCACGUUCAUUGUGUGAUCAUGCAUAGAGAUAUUGUUCCAAGAGCAUUCUCCUGUGUUUAUCCAAACCAUGUGGCGCAAGUCCUAAAGCGCUUGAAUAGCACCUUCCGCUCACAUCCUUGUCUAAAUAAAAAUAAGCUGUUAUACUCUCCCAUGGGUACAAUAUUUAUUCUCCAACCAGAUGAGAUGUCAUCCCCUCCACAUCCAUUGCUCCCUCCAGGCAAUGCUCUAUAUGCAUUAAAAAAUACUCAGUCUGCUAAUGUAGCAAGUGCUCUCAGGGCCUUUCUAAAUACCCCACACCCAUUGGAAACUCUCAGUGAUCCUACAGCUUAUGGUUCUGAAGGUACAAUUCUGAGGGACCAUGACUCCCGUAACUAUCUUAAGGCAGUGAAUAAGGUUAUCAGGCAACACACAAGGCAGGAUAUUAGGAAAGCAAGAAAGCAGAGAAACCUACUCCGGCAACUCUUAGCUUCAAAAUCUCCCCAUACAUGGAGCAAUGAUUGCACUUCGGAAGAAAGGUUGGCAACAAAGGAACCAACUACCGGUGUCUAAGUUCUUCUAAACAAACUAUUUUUGCACACAAAAGGGGCUGUUAUUAAGAGCACAAAUUGUUAUAGUAACUAGCAUCAUUAAUGAUGUCAAUAUAGGUAGAAAAAGAUGUUACUUCUAGUUAGUUGGAAAAAUCCUUUUCAGUCCAAUAUUACAAAUAGACUGCAUGUGAUGGCAUUAAGGCCAUUUAUAAGUUACCAAGACCAAAAUCAUAUUUCAGUCCAGUAUUACAAAUGGACUGCGUGUAAUGGCAUUAAGGCAAUUUAUAUAAUAACAAGAACAAAUCCUUAACUCACAGGCAAUCUAAUAAAAUGCCUCAAAUUAUAUGAGACCAUGACAACAUUUUUUAAACUGGAAAAAGUUUAUGACCUUACAAAUCAGCAGGACACCUAGGACCACAAUUCUCAAUCUACUUAUGACCAAAAAGACAGAAACAUACUUCAGGAAAUACAAAUCCAAAAGCUUUGAAAACUUGCCAAUGAAAAGAAUUUACCAAAUGGCAAAGCCAAUACGAGGCCCAAAGAAUGGCUUAUAGAUAACUAACUACCUGAGAUAGCACCACUUUAGGACUACAGCAAUGGCUUGGCAGAUUCAAGGAAAGUAAACAAGAUGGCGAAUCUUUAUGGCUGUUAUGUUCAUACACUCCUGAAGGCAAAGAAUAAAAACUUGAUUUUGGUACACAAAUUCAUUAUUGAGGCUCAAAACUUAUAGACUUGAACAUAAACCCAGUAAGAACCCAAAGAUAUAAAGCAAACAAGACAUUCACGCCAAUAACGAUAAGGAAAUUUCCUAAACCUUGUUAUCAUAAUGCAUAAAUUCCAAUAUCAUCAUCUUGUUGUCAUGG
Molecule: messenger RNA, 3100 nt
Organism: Coffea arabica (coffee)
Lineage: Eukaryota; Viridiplantae; Streptophyta; Magnoliopsida; Gentianales; Rubiaceae
Source: RefSeq, a predicted model, not a curated record